Molecule: messenger RNA, 945 nt
Organism: Caenorhabditis sp. 36 PRJEB53466
Lineage: Eukaryota; Metazoa; Nematoda; Chromadorea; Rhabditida; Rhabditidae
Source: the annotation of a GenBank genome assembly
AUGUUCCGUAACCAAUACGACAGUGAUGUGACCGUUUGGAGCCCGCAGGGCCGUCUUCAUCAGGUUGAGUAUGCCGUCGAAGCGAUGAAGCAAGGUUCGGCGACCGUCGGAAUCAAGAGCGAGACGCACGCCGUCAUUGUCGCUUUGAAGGUAUUUUUAGUUCAAGAUCUACGUUUUUAUUAUAUUCAUUCACAGAGAGCGCAAAACGAGCUGUCAUCUCACCAGAAGAAGGUUUUCGAGAUUGAUACCCACGCCGGUGUCUCCAUCGCUGGUCUGCUUUCAGACGGUCGUAUUCUCGCUCGCUUUCUUCAGACCGAGUGCUCCGAUUGGCGCUGGGACUAUAAGCAGCCAGUUCCUAUCAAGAAGUUGGCUGAGGCUAUGCAGUUGAGUGAGUUGAAUUUCAUAAAACUCAUUGUUAUACUUUUUUUCCAGAGCUUCAAGCUAACACCCAGUACUACGGACGUCGUCCGUUCGGAGUUGGAAUUCUCAUCGCAGGAUAUGAUGUAUGUCACAAACUGAAUUAUAUCUUCAAACAGGUUCUUUGCAGAAAGACGGAGCGCACAUCGUCCAAACUGACCCGUCGGCGGAGGUUGUCAGCAUGCAUGGAACAUCCAUCGGAGCUCGUUCGCAGUCGGCUCGCACUUAUCUCGAAAGAAAUGUCGAGAGCUUCGAGAACUGUAUACAGGCCGUACCUGUAACAUCAAUAAUCCCCAUUUUUCAGCGACUCCUGCUCAGCUCAUCGUUCAUGCUCUUCUGGCUCUUCGCGACACCCUCCCGGCCGAGGAAAACCUGAGCGCCCAGAACACUUCUAUCGGAAUUGUCGGAAAGGACAUGCCCUUCAACAUUCUUGAUGACGAGCAGGUCGGCAUCCACCUCAACCAAGUUGCGACUCAUCCUCGCAACAUCGCUGGAGCUCAGGGAGCCGCCGAGCCAAUGCAAUCCUAA